GUUUAUGGAUAAUAUAAAAGUUGAAUAUCAGCUUAAGUUGGCAGACGUGCGUGAAUAGCGCGACAGUGCGUGAUAUAAAAAUUAAUUUAUUUCUAAAUGUAUAUGUCGGCUGGAAAGAAUCCAGUUUUCGUUAUUUCCGUCGCUGACGGUUCGUAAUUCACGCGACUGCGCGUGCAAACGAGACCGAGAGAAGCGUAAAACCGCCGGAGAUCAAUAUGACUGAUAUUGUAGGACGCACGUGAACGUUUCGUCUGGUUUCACGUGAAUGACGUAACGACAAGCGGCAUUGUAACACAAAAAUGGCCGACGCCGAGGACGAGAUCGGGCGAAAGUGGGACCGCUGCUUUACAGACGCCAUCCUCAAGUUCGGCGGUGGCGUGAUCCUCGGUGGAGUGUUUUCUCUAUUUUUCUUCAAAAGAAAAAAGUGGCCCAUUAUAAUUGGAGGUAGCUUUGGAUUAGGUAUGGCAUAUUCCAAUUGCGAAGAAGACAUCAAUGCAUCAAUACGUCAACAGAAAUCCAAAAUUUGUUAAUCUGAAGAAAAAUAAUUAGAACAAAUUGUAAAAACAAAAUUAAAGUUAUUACUAAUAUAAGAAUUAUAAUAAACUAAAUAACUUUAUCGCAAUAAUCUAUUGUUUUUGUAUAUUUGAUCUGUAUCUUUUAAUUUUAGAAAAGCAACACACAAUAAAUGGCUUUGUAAAAGAAA
Messenger RNA from Atta colombica, 703 nucleotides. RefSeq names its product MICOS complex subunit Mic10-like. Gene Ontology annotation, cellular component: mitochondrial inner membrane; MICOS complex; mitochondrion. The coding region runs from base 300 to 530 and encodes 76 amino acids. The record is from RefSeq and is a predicted model, not a curated record. NCBI's taxonomy places the organism in Eukaryota, Metazoa, Arthropoda, Insecta, Hymenoptera, Formicidae. The transcript is spliced from 3 exons.